GACGAGCAGCAACGAUCGUUUUUGGAGAGCGCGCCAGGGUUUCCCGAUCCAAAACCGUACCCGAUCCGAGCCAACCGAUACGCAGCGACCCGAUUCGCUAGAGAUUAAAAGCCAGCGGAAGAUCAAAAGGCGCGCGCACGGAUCAGUGAAUUCGCUUGAAAUCGGUAACAUUUCAAACCGAUCGAUCUCACGGGAGGUCCCCCGCAGCCCCGAAAGUCCCAAAUAAACCGACAUAAUACCAAAAUCAAAGCGUAGCUAACCCAUUGUAGUGUCAUUAAGUGUGUGCAGUUCCCGCUUCCCCAAUAAGGUGUGAUAAGUGCGUGAUAAUUUUCGAGGCAACCUAGCCGAGUGCGAUCGUUUUGGCCCGAAAAUGUGCUAAUCAGAUCUCAGUCUUGGUUCACGGCAUCGCAGCCCGACGCUGCCCCGCACAACUGGCGCCAAUUUGUAUACAAAUUUCAUGCCUUAAUUGAAACUCACAUUAUAGCCAAGUGCGAAAAGUUAACGACUAGGCGACCACCGACAAUCCCCAGAAACGCUUGACUAUCCCAGCGAAUCCAACCAGAGAAAGUUUCACGGCGGAGUUGGCAAAAAGCAACCGGAGAAGGCGACAAUUGCAAUUCUGGAGUUCUUCAAUCAACUGUCAUCGGCCGAAAUGGACCCAGAGUCGCAGUGUCCGCAGUAUGGCGAGGUGAACCAGCUGGGCGGUGUCUUCGUCAACGGUCGUCCGCUGCCGAAUGCGACCAGGAUGCGGAUCGUGGAGCUGGCGCGCCUGGGCAUCCGGCCCUGCGACAUUUCCCGCCAGCUGCGCGUGAGCCACGGCUGCGUGUCCAAGAUCCUGGCCCGCUACCAUGAGACGGGCUCCAUACUGCCGGGAGCCAUUGGGGGCUCCAAGCCGCGGGUGACCACGCCCAAGGUGGUCAACUACAUCAGGGAGCUGAAGCAACGGGAUCCCGGGAUCUUCGCCUGGGAGAUACGCGAUCGCCUGCUCAGCGAGGGAAUCUGCGACAAGACCAAUGUGCCCAGUGUGAGCUCCAUUUCGAGGAUCCUGCGCAACAAGCUGGGCAGCCUGGGUCACCAGCACACGCCGGGCACGGUGAUGGGCAGCGGCAGCAGCAGUGGCGGCGGCAGUGUGUCCAGCAACGGGGGUCAAAACCAAGGAGCGAGUGUUAAUAACAAUCUGGGGAAUCUGGGAAAUCUGGGCAAUCCCGGUGGAGCUCCACACCAUCCGCACCACCAUCAUCAUCACCAGACGGCGGCAGCGGCGGCGGCCAGUGCCCAUCAUGUCCACGCCCAUGCCCAUGCCCACGCCCACCUGUACAACUCGAUCUAUCAGCCCUACAGCGCUGCGGCCGCCUACAGCAUGAAGGCGGUGUCCUGCGGCAGUCCUUCGCCGCCGCAGGGGGCGGCGGGCGGUCAUCAGGGACCUCAUCAGCUGAGGAGCGUGGCCGCCGCGGCAGCUGCCGCCCACUGGCCCUCCUCGCACUCGGUCAGCGAUAUUCUGGCCCACCACCAGGCGGUUGCCCUGCGGGCCAGUUGCCAGGUGGGCGUCGGAGUGGGCGGAAUGGGCAGCACGGUCUCUCCGCUGCCCAUGACCCCCUCCCCGGUGGGUGGAACCGGGGCCGGGGGUCAGCCGCUGCUCGACUGCGAGGGCGGAGCUGGGCAGCAGUCGCCGUACAACUACUACAUGUACUUCCAGAACGGCGGAAUGCACCACCAUCAUCACCACGGCGGAAUGAUGGCCGCUGGAGCCACCGGAUUAUGAGGGACCAGGGUUUGGUUGCGGGUCUAGCUACUUUCUAUCGCGGUUGUUCAGCCUAGGUUACUCUCUUCUAAGCUUUAGCUUUAGGGAUUGGUCAUAUCACGGCACUCACUUAUCACACAAAAUCAAAAGUAAAUAAACUAAGAGGAAAUAAAUUCCGCGAGGAAUCUGUAUUUGUUUUUAGUUAUCAGUUUCCUGGAAAUUCAACCGAAAUAGAACUCU
Molecule: messenger RNA, 1981 nt
Organism: Drosophila takahashii
Lineage: Eukaryota; Metazoa; Arthropoda; Insecta; Diptera; Drosophilidae
Gene: Poxm
Product: Pox meso
Biological process (GO): anatomical structure development; regulation of transcription by RNA polymerase II
Molecular function (GO): RNA polymerase II cis-regulatory region sequence-specific DNA binding; DNA-binding transcription factor activity, RNA polymerase II-specific
Source: RefSeq, a predicted model, not a curated record